GUCUAGAAGAAAAACCAGUUCUUUCCAAAAAAGAAAAAAUGAAGUUGAGAAAAGAAAGAUGGCUACAGAAAAUAGAAAGUGUGAAGCUAGCCAAGCAGAAGCAAAAAGCCGAAGCAAAGCGGAAAGCCACACCUGUGGUGGGAGACAUGCAGCCGUUGAUGGAAGCCCUGCCUGAACUUUCCACCCUGACCACUGGUGGCAGGGGCAGGAAGCCACCCAAGAGCCAUGUAAAAACAAAGGCAGAACCAACAGACUUCUCUCUGAUGAAACAAGCUCAGAAACACCGGCUCUUAGAGGAAGAAGUGGCUCGGUUUCAUGAGGUCAUCGCCAAUCCCAGGUACAGAGCCAACCCCCUUAUGGCCAUCAGCGAGCAUCUCUCCAAGAGGCUGAGGCAGGAGGAAGAAA
Mesitornis unicolor (brown roatelo) is the source of this 405-nucleotide messenger RNA. RefSeq names its product family with sequence similarity 207, member A (gene SLX9). Lineage: Eukaryota; Metazoa; Chordata; Aves; Mesitornithiformes; Mesitornithidae. The transcript is spliced from 4 exons. The record is from RefSeq and is a predicted model, not a curated record. Gene Ontology annotation, cellular component: preribosome, small subunit precursor; 90S preribosome; nucleolus. Gene Ontology annotation, biological process: maturation of SSU-rRNA from tricistronic rRNA transcript (SSU-rRNA, 5.8S rRNA, LSU-rRNA). The annotation marks the transcript as partial.